UUUUGGGAGGGUUCGAGGCGAUUGAAAGGCACUGGGCUGCAACGAAGGAACGACUUGCAAAGAGCAUAUUAUUCGAACUUCCCUUCGAGGGUUGAGAUAGGGGAUAUUCACUACUUGGAUGAGGGACGAGAUUUAAGGGUAUAAACAACAAGCUGAGAGCUUCGCGAACACACACACACACAAAACCGAUCUACGGAUACGAACAAUCCCAGGAGAAACAAGGAACAUACACGAAAUGGGAGGCAAUCCACGAGCAGGUCGACCGCACGUCGUGCGCCCAUCUCCCCUCCAACAAGUAUCCCACACCCGACCACUGAGCUCCGCACCACCGACCAGCGGCCUGGUCCGCGAUCCGUUGUUCUGGAAGAGAUUCAGCGUCGCUGUUCACGCGGCGGAAGUCUGCGACGAAGAGAGCGGGAAGGGAAGUGUUAAGAGCGGGAAUACGGUUGAGAUUAAGGCUGCUGGGUAUGUUCUCCUUUUCCUUGGGGACAUCGAGCAGAAGACAGAUAGAAGAUGAAAGGCUAACAGAAGUAUCACCACAGAGACGACUGGCUAGCCCAACAACGAAGAGAAAAGAGACGCUGUCGGGUCCUGUGCGUGAGCAUCACCAUCAUCAUCUUGGUGCUGAUCGCAGCGGGCGCCUUUUGCGGGUGGUAUUUUACGCAUCAUCAUGUUGUUUUAUGAUGACAGCGCGACGGACGGAUUAUGGCAUGAUAUGGAAAGAAACGAGAACGAGAAUUACGAAAGAAAGAAGAGAGGAUAACGAAUUUUGACGAACGGACGUAUGAAAAUGGGAUAGAGCCGGACAUGCAUGCAUGCAUACAUAGAAAGAGGAGAGAGGGAGAGAAGA
Mollisia scopiformis is the source of this 850-nucleotide messenger RNA. RefSeq lists its product as uncharacterized. The record is from RefSeq and is a predicted model, not a curated record. The coding region runs from base 236 to 517 and encodes 93 amino acids. The transcript has a single exon. NCBI's taxonomy places the organism in Eukaryota, Fungi, Ascomycota, Leotiomycetes, Helotiales, Mollisiaceae.